UUUGUAGAGCAGUUGUGUUAGAAAGCCGGGGCUCCGACAGGUCCUCCACAUGUCCCUGUCCCAGCUGUCCGUAGCUGUUAGCUCCCUGACAGUAACGACAUUAACCCCGUUAACAGCUAGCGCCCGUUACUCUGACCUAACCGGUAACAUUAACUCAACUUUAACGGUUGUUUGUUUUGGCAGUACUUGAACGUUGGAGCUAGUUCGCUAACAUUAACUGCUAAGCUAAUGUUAGCAAAAGUGCUAUGCUAACACCUCCCAUUGAAGCGUAACUCUGCCAGUGGGUCCUCACUGUCAUCAUUCUGCAACUCCAUGAUCAUCAUCAUCAUCAUCUUCCUCUACAUCUAGUAUCCAAAACCAUCCACCACCAUGAGGACAUAAAACAGUGACAAUUCAACAGGUGGUCCUGGCCUGUGUAACCCGUGAUGCUUUACACAACAGCGGAGGCAGUGAAGGGCACUUCCUCUUCUCUGGGACUGAAUCCAGAUCUGCUCUCAGAUGAUUCAAAACCAUGUGAGCAGCAUCUGCAGCACAUGGGGCAGAGAGCACUUCAAGACGUUUGACGGAGAUGUGUACCAGUUCCCUGGUAUGUGUGACUACAACCUGGUCUCCGACUGCCACGAGUCCUACCAGGAGUUCUCCGUGCACAUCAAGAGGAAAAAGCAAGAUGGAUACUCUACAGUCAGUCAUGUGGUGGUCACCAUCAAUGACCUGAUGGUCUUCCUCACCAAGGACGUGGUGGCUGUGAAUGAGCUCCCUGUCAACCUGCCGUACUACAAUUCAGGAGUACAAGUGGAAAGAAAUGCUGUUUACUUCAAGCUCCAGUCUAAAGUCGGCAUCACCAUCAUGUGGAACGGAGAAGAUGCAGUCAUGGUGGAACUGGAUACAGAUUAUGCAAAUCGAACUUGUGGACUUUGUGGAGACUUCAAUGGUGUUCCUCUGCAGAAUGAGUUCAUUCAUAAUGGGCGUAAAAUCAGCCCCAUUGAGUUUGGCAACAAGCAGAAAGCCCACCGUCCAAAUGACGACUGUGAGGACCCCUUUGAAGAGGAAGAAGAAUCAGUGGAGGCUGUGCUGGAUUCAUGCAAAGAGUUUCAAACCACCUGUAAGCAGAUGCUGCAUUCAGAGGCCUGGAGCUCCUGCACCGGACUGAUUGACCCUGAACCGUACAUCCAGGCCUGUGUGCAGGACAUGUGCGGCUGCACCAACAGCUCAAAGGACUUCUGUGUCUGCAGCACACUGUCCGAGUUCUCUCGACAGUGUUCCCACGCAGGAGGGCAGCCUCCCAGCUGGAGGACACCUCAGUUCUGUGCUAAAGAGUGCCCGUUCAACAUGGUUUAUGAAGAGAGUGGUUCCCCCUGCAUGGAUACAUGUUCACUUCUAGACACAAGCUCACUGUGCGAGGAUCACAAGAUGGACGGCUGCUUCUGUCCCCCUGGAACUGUGUAUGAUGACAUUUCCCUGAGAGGCUGCAUUGCUCAAUCUGAAUGUCAGUGUAAACACAAUAAAAUCUAUGAAUCCGGUGAGGUGUACCGACAGGACAAAGAGGAAUGUACAUGUGUUGAGGGCAGAUGGGCUUGUAGGAGCCUUCAAGCACCUGCCACAUGUGCAGUUGAAGAGGGUUCACAUGUGACCACCUUUGAUGGGAAAACCUACAAAUUCCAUGGAGACUGCUACUACACCCUCGCUAAAGUGGAAAGCAAGGAUGAAGCAAGUCCAAAGUUUACCAUCCUGACUCAGUUGGUGCCGUGUGCAAAUCAGGAGUUUGACACUUGUCUGAAGAGCCUCAAAAUCCUGCUGAACAAUGACAGAAACAAUGUGUUAAUGUUCACUUCUGACGGCAAAGUAAAACAGAACAUGCAGACUGUCAAUUUACCAUACAACUCAGGUGACAUCAACAUUUUCCACGCUUCAUCCUUCCACAUCAUGCUUCAGACCAGUUUUGGGUUGCAAAUUCAGAUCCAGCACGUGCCUCUCAUGCAAGUCUAUGUCAGCCUGGAGCAAAGCUACAAAACAAAGACGCGUGGGUUAUGUGGGAAUUACAACAUGGUCCUGUCUGAUGACAUGAAGACUCCUCAGGGAAUUGUGGAGGGAGCAGCAGCAACUUUUAUAAACUCCUGGAAGGCUAACCUCAUGUGUGAGGACAAAGAGGAAAGACAUGAGGACCCCUGCUCCCUCAGUGUGGAAAAUGAGAUGUAUGCUAAACACUGGUGCGCCAUGCUGCUGAGUCCAGACAGUGCCUUUGCACAGUGCCGUUCAGUAGUGGAUCCUGAGAUAUACUACAAGCGUUGUACUUAUGCCAGCUGUAACUGUGAGAAGAGUGAAGACUGCCUGUGUGCCGUCCUCUCCUCCUACGCUCGGGCUUGUGCAUCAAAGGGAGUGUUCCUGACUGACUGGAGAGAGAGCGUGUGCGAUAAGUACACAAGGAGCUGCCCAGCAUCUCAGACGUUCUCUUACACACAUCAGAGAUGCCAGUUGACUUGCAGCUCACUGAGCACAGUGCAGCAAAGCUGCACUUCUGACUUCUUGCCUGUGGAUGGCUGCUCCUGCUCUGAGGGGUUCUACCUUAAUGAGAACAGCAUCUGCGUCCCCAUGGAGAAAUGUCCCUGCUACCAUAACGACGUCUACAUCAAGUCAGGAAAGUCCAUCAGUGUCAAAGACGAGCACUGCGUGUGUACCAAUGGAGUUCUUCAUUGCCAUUCUUGGAGAGCCCGCUCAUCAACAUGUCGUUCUCCUAAAGUGUUCUUCAACUGCUCCGCUGCGACCACAGGGGAGCUGGGACUGCACUGUGCUCGAACUUGUUUAAAUCUGGACAGCAAUGAUUGUGAAUCCACUGAGUGUGAAUCCGGCUGUCGGUGUCCAGCUGGUCUGCUUGAUGAUGGCAAAGGGUCCUGUGUGAAAGAAAACGAAUGUCCAUGUCAGCACGAUGGCUUUAUUUAUGCCCAUGGAACAAAAGUCCCUUACCAGUGCAACUCCUGUACCUGCAAAAGUGGAAGCUGGAAGUGCAGUCAGAAAAAAUGCCCACAAACUUGCACUAUUUAUGGGAGCGGUCACUACAAUACAUUUGAUCAGAAAUCUUAUGGCUUUCAAGGACAUUGUGCUUACGUUGCUGUUAAGAACAACUGUGCCAAUAAAACAGUACAGGACAGCUUUGGAGUCAUCACAGAAAAUGUACCAUGUGGAACUACAGGCACCACUUGCUCCAAAACUGUCAGAGUCUACCUGGGGCGAACGGAAAUCAAACUUUCAAAGGGUAAACAUGAAGUGAUCGACCUGGAAAGUGGUGCUGAGAUUCCGUACCAAAUACAGAAGGUUGGCUUGUACUUGGUGAUAGAAAGUGCCAUUGGUCUGGCAGUGAUGUGGGACGGCAAAACAACUGUUCGCAUCAUGCUGCAACCACAGCACAGUGGAGAGGUAUGUGGCCUGUGUGGAGAUUUUGAUGGCGAUGCACUGAACGACUUCACCACCCAGGGCCAGCUGGUAGUGAGCAGUCCGUUAGACUUUGCAAACAGCUGGAAAGUGUCAAGCCAGUGCCCAGAUGUGGAUUUGAAUGGUGACCCUUGUGCAGUAAAACCUCAUCGACAUCACUGGGCAAAAAUGAUGUGCAGCAUUAUAACUGGAAACACGUUCAAAGACUGCCAUAAAAAGGUGGAUCCCAAUCCAUUUUAUGAUAAUUGUGUGAGAGACUCAUGUGCCUGCGACACUGGAGGAGACUGCGAGUGUUUCUGUUCAGCAGUCGCAGCUUAUGCUCAAGCUUGUAAUGAGGCUUCUGUGUGUGUUGCAUGGAGAACGCCAGAAAUUUGUCCUGUAUUUUGUGAUUACUACAAUGAUGGCCCAUAUGAAUGCAAGUGGCACUACCACCCUUGCCACAAACCUUGCUACAAGACCUGUUUGAAUCCUGAAGGAGUUUGUAAUGAAACCUUACCCAACCUUGACGGCUGUUACCCUGCACCCUGCCCGGAAGAUAAGCCCUUCUUUGAUGAGGAAACUGGGAUGUGUGUGGAGCUAUGUCCAACACCUUCACCUACACCCAGUACAACUGAAUCACUAACAACUACAGCAUUUUCAACAACCACGCCGCAGACCACUACAACUGAAACACCAACCCCUACUACAACUGAAACCCCGACCACAACCACAACAGUUACAACAAGCACCCCGACCACUACUACCACUGAAACACCUACUACUACAACUGAAACACCGACCACAACUACAACAGCUACAACAACUGAAACACCGACCACUACAACUGAAACGCCAACCACUACAACUGAAACACCAACCACAACAGCUACAACAACCCCACCAACCACUACUACAACUGAAACACCUACCACUACAACUGAAACAACAACCCCACCAACCACUACUACAACUGAAACACCUACUACUACAACUGAAACACCUACCACUACAACUGAAACACCUACCACUACAACUGAAACAACAACCCCACCAACCACUACUACAACUGAAACACCUUCCACUACAACUGAAACAACAACCCCACCAACCACUACUACAACUGAAACACCUUCCACUACAACUGAAACAACAACCCCACCAACCACUACUACAACUGAAACACCUACCACUACAACUGAAACAACAACCCCACCAACCACUACUACAACUGAAACACCCACCACUACAACUGAAACACCAACCACAACUACAACAGCUACAACAACCCCACCAACCACUACAACUGAAACACCAACCCCUACUACAACUGAAACCCCGACCACAACUACAACAGUUACAACCACCCCGCCAACUACUACAACAGAAUCGCCAACCACAACAACAAUUGAAACCACUACAUGUAUUCCAACGUGUGAAUGGUCAGAUUGGUAUGAUGUGCAUGACCCAAAGGUUGACAAAAAUGACUUGGAAACAUAUGAGAACAUAAAAAAUAAUGGUAAAGAAAUAUGUGAAGACCCCAUGAUAAUUGAUUGUAGAUCAACAGCUAAGCCUCAACAAGACUUCAAUGACUUUUUGGAUGAAACUAACCAAAAUGUUUCUUGUCGUGUGGAGGAGGGUUUAAUAUGUAGACAUGAGGACCAGAAACAUGCUCCACUAAAGUGUUUGGACUAUAAGAUUAGAGUUUGUUGUCCUGUAGGAUGUGGAUCCACAACCCCAAUAACGCCCACUACAACUGAAACACCUACCACUACAACUGAAACACCUACCACAACUACAACAGCUACAACAACUGAAACGUCAACAACUACAACUGAAACACCAACCACAACAGCUACAACGACCCCACCAACCACUACUACAACUGAAACACCUACCACUACAACUGAAACACCGACCACAACUACAACAGCUACAACAACCCCACCAACCACUACUACAACUGAAACACCUACCACUACAACUGAAACACCGACCACAACCACAACAGCUACAACAACUGAAACACCGACCACAACUACAACAGCUACAACAACUGAAACACCGACCACAACAACAACAGCUACAACAACCCCACCAACCACAACCACAACUGAAACACCUACCACUACAACUGAAACACCAACCACAACCACAACAACCCCACCAACCACUACUACAACUGAAACACCUACCACUACAACUGAAACACCAACCACAACAGCUACAACAACCCCACCAACCACUUCUACAACUGAAACACCAACCACUACAACUGAAACACCGACCACAACUACAACUGAAACACCGACCACAACCACAACAGCUACAACAACUGAAACACCGACCACAACUACAACAGCUACAACAACUGAAACACCGACCACAACUACAACAGCUACAACAACCCCACCAACCACAACCACAACUGAAACACCUACCACUACAACUGAAACACCGACCACAACUACAACUGAAACACCGACCACAACUACAACAGCUACAACAACCCCACCAACCACAACCACAACUGAAACACCUACCACUACAACUGAAACACCAACCACAACCACAACAACCCCACCAACC
This is a messenger RNA of Centropristis striata (black sea bass), 5991 nucleotides long. RefSeq names its product mucin 2.1 (gene muc2.1). NCBI's taxonomy places the organism in Eukaryota, Metazoa, Chordata, Actinopteri, Perciformes, Serranidae. The annotation marks the transcript as partial. Gene Ontology annotation, molecular function: protein binding. Gene Ontology annotation, cellular component: extracellular matrix. The transcript has 28 exons. The record is from RefSeq and is a predicted model, not a curated record.